Odobenus rosmarus divergens (Pacific walrus) is the source of this 1697-nucleotide messenger RNA. It is a transcript of the gene FANCC, whose product is annotated as Fanconi anemia, complementation group C. The record is from RefSeq and is a predicted model, not a curated record. The transcript is spliced from 14 exons. Gene Ontology annotation, biological process: interstrand cross-link repair; cellular response to oxidative stress; nucleotide-excision repair. NCBI's taxonomy places the organism in Eukaryota, Metazoa, Chordata, Mammalia, Carnivora, Odobenidae. The coding region runs from base 6 to 1697 and encodes 563 amino acids. Gene Ontology annotation, cellular component: Fanconi anaemia nuclear complex.
CCAAGAUGGCUCAAGAUUCAGUAGGCUUUUCUUCUGAUUAUCAGUUUUGGAUGCAGAAGCUUUCUGUGUGGGACCAGGCCUCCACUUUGGAAACCCAGCAAGAUACCUGCCUUCACCUGCCUCGAUUUCAGGAGUUCCUGAGACAGAUGUAUGAAGUCUUGAAAGAGAUGGAUUCAAAUACGAUCAUUGAAAGAUUCCCCACAAUUGGUCAACUGUUGGCAAAAACUUGCUGGAAUCCUUUUAUUUUAGCAUUUGAUGAAAGCCAAAAAAUUCUAAUAUGGUGCUUAUGUUGUUUGAUUAAUAAAGAACCACAGAAUUCUGAAGAAUCGAAACUUAACUCCUGGACACGGGGGUUGUUAUCUCAUAUACUUUCGGCAUUCAGAUUUGAUGCAAAAGAAGUUGGUCUUUUUACUCAAGGUCUUGGAUUUGCACCUGCAGAUUACUGUCCUGGUUUGCUUAAAAAUAUGGUUUUAUCAUUAGUGUCUGAACUCCGAGAGAAUCAUCUUAAUGGAUUUAACACUCAAAGGCGAAUGGUUCCUGAAAAAAUAAGGUUCCUGUCACGAGUUUGUAUACCACUUGUAACUCUGCCAGAUAUUGAACCCCUGGUGGAGGCUCUGCUCAUCUACCAUGGACAUGAACCUCAGGAAGUGCUCUGGCCUGAGUUCUUUGAUGCUGUGAAUGAGGCCUUUCUGCUGAAGAAGAUUUCUCUCCCCAUAUCAGCUGUAGUCUGCCUCUGGCUUCGGCACCUUCCCAGCCUUGAAAAAGCAACACUGCAUCUUUUUGAUAAGCUAAUCUCCAGUGAGAGAAAUUUCCUGAGAAGGAUCGAAUGCUUUUUGAAAGAUUCAUUACUGCCUGAAGCAGCCUGCCACCCUGCCAUAUUCAGAAUUGUUGAUGAAAUGUUCAGGUAUGCACUCCUGGAAACCGACGGAGCCCCAGAAGUACUAGCCGCUAUUCAAGUGUUUACACGGUGCUUUGUGGAAGCUCUGGAGAAAAAAAACAAGCAGCUAAAGUUUACAUUCAAGACCUACUUUCCUUAUGCUUCUCCAUCUCUUGUUAUGAUGCUGCUCCAACACCCGAAAGAGAUCCCACAAGAACUGUGGCACCAGCCACUGAAACAUAUUUCUGAAAUGCUCAGAGAAAUGGUUGAAGACCAGACUCACGGGUCCUACGGAGGCCCCUUUGAGUGCUGGUUUUUGUUCAUUCACUUUGGAGGAUGGGUUGAUAUCGCGGCUGAGCAGUUAGUGAUGUCAGAAGCUGAUCCCCCUGAGGCCCUGCUGUGGCUCUUGGCAUUCAGCUACAGCCCACGUGACAGGAGUCUGCAGAGAGCACAGACCAUGGUGGAGGUAAAGGUAGUGCUUGGCCACCUCAAGAAGCUGUUCAGAAGUCCGACUCUCUCAGCCAAGGAUCUGCAGGCAGCAGCUGCAGAGAGCCAAGACAGAGACCCCAGACCACCUUUAUGUCAAAAGCUGAUCAGGCGCCUCAUCCUGAACUUCCUGCUCUGGGCUCCUGGCGGCCAUGUGAUUGCCCGGGAAGUCAUCACCCUUAUGGCUCCAACUGAUGAGUUAACCCACGAGAUGACUGGCUUGCUUGACCAGACCUUGUACAGAUGGGAUCAUCUCUGCAUGGAAGCCCCGAAGUCAAGAAAAUUGGCCAGAGAGCUCCUUGAGGAGCUGCGCUUGGCCAGCACGGCCUGUUGA